AUGUCUGCUGCUAUGAAUGGAAAUUCAAAGGAUACUAAUCCUAAUAAAUGUGAAAAAAUUAUGAAACAAGUUGAGUACUACUUUGGGGAUAUUAAUCUUCCGCGUGACAAGUUUAUUCAAGAAGAGAUGAAAAAAGAUAAUGGAUGGAUUCCUCUUUCUACUAUGCUUAAGUUUAAUCGUCUUGCUGCUCUAACUAAAGAUAUUGAAAAUAUUACUGCAUCGCUUAAAGAGUCUCAUUUGAUCGAAAUUUCUGAUGACAAUUUAAAAAUCCGUCGGAAUCCCGAGGUGCCGAUGCCUGAGAAUACUUUGGAGUAUUGGCAAGAAAUUAAACGACGAACUGUUUAUUUGAAAGGUUUUCCUCUUGAAACAACACUCGAUGAGAUCUCUGAAUUUAUUGGGAAGUUUGGCGAUGUUGAAAAUAUUUUGAUGAGAAAGACUAAAGUUGGAAAAGAUACUCCGCGAAUGUUCAAGGGCUCAAUUUUUGUUACUUUUAAAGACAAAGAUCAAGCUAAACGACUUGCGGAUAUUAAAGAUCUUAAAUUUAACGAAGAAUUUCAGCUCGUAAACAAAAUGCAAGAUGCCUACUGGGCAGAUAAACACGCUGAACGUGUUAAACAAAAGGAUUUGAAAAAACAGAUGAAGAAAACUCAAAUUGAACAACAAAACAAGGCGCAUUUUAAGAAGGGAGUUGUCUUGAAAAUUUGUGGUAUGAAGAAUGAGGACGUCAAUCAUGUAUCAUUGAUUGCUAAGUUAAAAGCAUUUUUUGAACCUUUUGGCAAACCUGCUUAUGUUAAUAUUGAAGGAAAUGAGGCGACGAUUCGCUUCUUUUCUGUCGAAGAAGAUGCAGCAAGUAGUGCCUGGCAAAAGGCGGUGAACUCGGCGAAAGAGAAUGGCGAUUCGGAGGGAAAAGUGAUCUUUGAAGGUAAUGAAAUUACCGGAUCGGUGCUUGAUGGUGAAGAUGAAGAAAAAUAUUGGGCCGACUUUUCUAAAGCAAAAUUGGCAAAACACGAUUUGGUUGAAAAGCAACAGAAAGGCAAGAAGCAGUUUGACCGUAACUCGAAAGCAAAUAGGAAACGACGAGCAGAUAAGGGAUCUGGACAUGUAGCAAAGAAUGAAAAGACAGGAAAGAGAACUGUUUUUGACAAUGAUGAGGAUGAAGAAAAUGAAAAAGGGGAUGGAAAGGAUACUGAAGAAAUGGAUGAAAAUGUUGAAGAUAACAAGAAAACUGCAGAGGAUGAUGAACCUGUUGAACAGAAGAAAAAGAAGGUUGAAACUUAA
Molecule: messenger RNA, 1278 nt
Organism: Meloidogyne enterolobii
Lineage: Eukaryota; Metazoa; Nematoda; Chromadorea; Rhabditida; Meloidogynidae
Source: the annotation of a GenBank genome assembly